AUGGAAGUGCCCGCGAGCGGCUCACAGGAGCCGGAGAAGAACGCGCCAAUCGAAGUGAACAACAUUAACAGGAUCAUCCUGAAUACCCUGUGCGCGGAAGGACUAAGGAAAAUAAAAUUCGUCCUGCAUGUGCUGAGGGAGCUGCUGCAAAAGAAAACGAACAUUUUGCAUGUGUACAUCACCAACGAUAUUGGCCACCUGUCCACGGAGAGCAGCCGGAAGAAAGUCUUCCAAACCCUGCAGGAAGGAAUCGAGCUGUGCGAAAACGAAAGCGACUACGACGCCGUAAAGACAAAAAUCGAGGAGUACAUCAACGCCCUCAGCGAGACGAACGAAAUUCUGUGCCAGAAUUCUCCCGCCGAUAGGAACUUGAAGGACAACCGAAACAAAAUAAUCGAAGAUGGCUCGCUGCUGCUGAAUAUAUUCCUCAAGAUGAAGAGGCUGAACUUCGCCUCCGUGGUGAAGGAGCUGGACGCCUUCAAGGAGGAGCAGAACCUGCUGCUGAACCUGCAAAACGUGCACGACGAACUCGUCGAGUAUUACCAAAAGGAGAGACGCAAAAGGAUGCAGAGGCUGGAAAAAAUAAAAAACGAAUUUAAAGACUCCCUUAGGGCAAUUCAGCUGAAGCGGGAACAAAUUGCCACCUACGACCAAGUGAACAAACAGCGGGAGGAAGAAGAAAAGGAGAAAAUGCGCCGAGAGAUCGACGAGCGGGAGCAUUUGAAGAAGCACAGCGAGUACAUCCUAUUUUUGCAGGACGUAGCCCGGAGUAAGAUUAAGGACUACGAAGAGAGGAGACGCAGGAAAAUGAGGAAAAACGCAGCGAAGAAAAAAAAAAAAUAG
Molecule: messenger RNA, 843 nt
Organism: Plasmodium vivax (malaria parasite P. vivax)
Lineage: Eukaryota; Apicomplexa; Aconoidasida; Haemosporida; Plasmodiidae
Exons: 5
Coding region: 1-843 (280 amino acids)
Source: RefSeq, a predicted model, not a curated record